UAAAUUAGUUGUUGUUCAUAUUUAGACGCGUGAUCAUCGUUCGCCUGCAACAGAUUGUGUUUUUCUUUGUUAUUUCGAGAUUUUUUUUUUAUUGAAUUUUAUUGGAUAUGUCGGAAGGUGCAUUUAAAAAUAUUGAAGAUAGCUUGCGGAAACAUUUACCCGAAGCUGAAUUAAAAGAAGUCAAACGGAUUUUAUACGGGAGAUCUGAUGACAAUGAAUUGAAAUUGGAGCCAAAAACGCUUGAUAUUGCGCAGAAAAAUAAUUUCGAAGUAAAAGCCUAUUCGUUCGAUGCAAAGUCAGAAGAACUCAGAAAACCGCGUAUCGUCCGGGUAGCAGCGGUGCAACAUUCAAUUGUUUUGUCAACCACGGAAAAAAUCGGCGCCCAACGCGAUGCAAUUGUUGAAAAAAUCACAAAAAUUGUUGAAGCAGCAGCCGCAUCAAAUGUUAAUAUCAUUUGUUUCCAAGAGGCAUGGACUAUGCCAUUUGCAUUUUGUACUCGCGAGAAACAUCCAUGGUGUGAAUUUGCUGAAGAAGCCGAAACCGGUCAAACCACCGUUCUUUUGCAAGAUUUGGCCAAAUUGUAUGGUAUGGUAAUAAUUUCACCGAUUUUGGAACGGGAUUCCAAUCACGGUGACACAAUUUGGAAUACAGCUGUUGUGAUAUCAAGUUCCGGAAAAUAUCUUGGUAAACAUCGUAAAAAUCACAUUCCAAGAGUUGGUGACUUCAACGAGUCAACAUAUUAUCUGGAAGGAAAUACUGGUCAUCCGGUAUUUGAAACCGAAUUCGGUAAAAUUGCUAUUAAUAUUUGCUAUGGUCGUCAUCAUCCACAAAAUUGGAUGAUGUUUGGCAUUAAUGGGGCCGAAAUUGUUUUUAAUCCAUCGGCAACGGUUGGUGCAUUGAGUGAACCACUGUGGGGAAUUGAAGCACGUAAUGCAGCUAUCGCCAAUAGCUAUUUCACCGUUGCCAUUAAUCGUGUGGGCACGGAACAUUUUUCAAAUGAAUUUACAUCGGCCGAUGGAAAGGCGGCGCAUAAAGAUUUUGGCCCAUUCUAUGGAUCAAGCUAUGUAACGGCACCGAAUGGCGUUCGAACACCGGGAUUGUCACGUGAUGAGGAUGGUUUAUUGAUAGUUGAAAUGGAUUUGAAUUUGUGUCGCCAAGUGAAAGAUUUCUGGGGAUUCCGAAUGACACAACGAUUGGCCGAGUAUGGUCGUGAUUUUAGCCGAGCUGCUGAAGACAAUUACCAACCACAAACGAUCAGUUGAGGAAAAAUCUUUCUAUAUUGUUUUUUUUUCAAUUGAAAUUUUUUAUUGUCAAAUAAAUAAAUAUACAUUGUUGAAAUGUUUAAA
Messenger RNA from Contarinia nasturtii (swede midge), 1346 nucleotides. RefSeq names its product beta-ureidopropionase. The transcript has 8 exons. The record is from RefSeq and is a predicted model, not a curated record. Gene Ontology annotation, molecular function: beta-ureidopropionase activity. Lineage: Eukaryota; Metazoa; Arthropoda; Insecta; Diptera; Cecidomyiidae. The coding region runs from base 108 to 1262 and encodes 384 amino acids.